AUGGAAAUCACCGGUUCAACUUCUAAGCGGUUUGUUGGAGCCAUAGCAAUCUCGGCAUUUGUUCUUCCAGCUGUGGCCAUGGCAACAGAGUUUACUGUUGGAGAUGACCAAGGAUGGACCAUCAAUUUCGACUAUGAAGCCUGGGCCAUGGACAAAGUAUUUCAAGUUGGAGAUGAACUAGUCUUCAAAUACACGGCGGGACGGCACAAUGUCUUCAAAGUGAAUGGUACGGCCUUCACGAACUGCACUAUGCCACCAGGAAAUGAAGCUCUUACCACUGGAAAUGAUGUAAUUACACUGGCUACCCCUGGAAGGAAGUGGUACAUUUGUGGUGUAAACGACCAUUGCGCCAACUAUGGACAGAAGCUUGCCAUCACUGUAUUGGAAGCGUCGGCAUCUCCUGCACCAGCCCCCUCCAUCCCCACAGCACCAGCAUCCAGCUCUGCUCAUGGGAUCUCUGGGUCCGGGUAUCAUCUUCAGAUGGCAGCCAUGGUUUCUGUUGCAUUCCUAGCUUUGUCUCCAAUGGCUUCCAAGCGGUUUGUUGGCGCCAUGGCAAUCUUGGCAUUUGUUCUUCCUGUUGUGGCCAUGGCAACCGAAUUUACAGUUGGAGAUGACCAAGGAUGGACCAUUGAUUUCGACUAUGAAGCCUGGGCCAAGGACAAAGUAUUUCAUGUUGGAGAUAAACUAGUCUUCAAAUACACGGCGGGACGGCACAAUGUCUUCAAAGUGAAUGGUACGGCCUUCACGAACUGCACUAUACCACCAGCAAAUGAGGCUCUUACCACUGGAAAUGAUGUGAUUACACUGGCCACCCCUGGAAGGAAGUGGUAUAUUUGUGGUGUGAACGACCAUUGUGCCAACUAUGGACAGAAGCUUGCCAUCACAGUGCUGGAAGCGUGGGUGUCUCCUGCAUCAGCCCCCUCCACCCCCGCAGCAUCAGCUCCCUCCACCCCCGCAGCGCCAGCCCCCUCCACCCCCGCAGCAUCAGCUCCCUCCACCCCCGCAGCGCCAGCCCCCUCCACCCCCGCAGCACCAGCCCCCUCCACCCCCGCAGCACCAGCCCCCUCCACCCCCGCAGCACCAGCACCCAGUUAUGCUUAUGGGAUCUCAGUGUCUGGGUAUCAGCUGCUGAUGGCAGCCAUGGUUGCUGUUGCUUUCCUAGUUAUUUGA
Messenger RNA from Vitis riparia (riverbank grape), 1170 nucleotides. RefSeq lists its product as uncharacterized. The transcript is spliced from 6 exons. NCBI's taxonomy places the organism in Eukaryota, Viridiplantae, Streptophyta, Magnoliopsida, Vitales, Vitaceae. Gene Ontology annotation, cellular component: plasma membrane. Bases 1 to 1170 code for a protein of 389 amino acids. Gene Ontology annotation, molecular function: electron transfer activity. The record is from RefSeq and is a predicted model, not a curated record.